UGAGGCCUCACCUUUCAUUCCAGCAAAGUGCACCAGCGGAGCAGAGAUGAGUCACAGGCUCUGGCGCUCAGAUUCCCAUAGGUGAGGUACUGACUCCUCUCUCUGGUGAAACGCGGGUGCUUGCUCCUCAGGAGUGGCCUUGGCAGGGUGUUGGAGCCCGCAGUCUGCCCGGUCUGGUCUCUGGGGCCAGGGCUGGGUUUCCCUCAUGUAUGGCAAGAGCUCUACGCGUGCUGUGCUUCUUCUCCUUGGCAUACAGCUCACAGCUCUUUGGCCCAUAGCAGCUGUGGAAAUUUACACCGCCCGAGUGCUGGAGGCUGUCAACGGGACAGAUGUUCGGUUAAAAUGCACUUUCUCCAGCUUUGCCCCUGUGGGUGAUGCUCUAACAGUGACCUGGAAUUUCCGUCCCCGAGAUGGGGGGCAUGAGCAGUUUGUAUUCUACUACCACGUGGAUCCCUUCAAACCCAUGAGUGGGCGUUUCAAGGACCGUGUGGUCUGGGACGGGAACCCUGAGCGGUAUGACGUCUCCAUCAUCCUCUGGAAGCUGCAGUUUGAUGACAAUGGGACAUAUACCUGCCAGGUGAAGAACCCACCUGAUGUUGACGGACUGAUAGGGGAGAUCCGGCUCAGCGUUGUGCAGACUGUACGCUUCUCUGAGAUCUACUUCCUGGCCCUGGCCAUUGGCUCUGCCUGUGCACUGAUGGUCAUAAUAGUAAUCGCUGUGGUCCUCUUUCAGCAUUUCCGGAAAAAGCGAUGGGCUGAAAGAGCUCAUAAAGUGGUGGAGAUAAAAUCAAAAGAAGAGGAAAGGCUCAACCAAGAAAAAAAGGUUGCUGUUUAUUUAAACGAUACUGACUAACAUUCUUAGAUGGAAGCUGAAGAUUUCCAAGAACAAGAACCCUAGGAUAAAUUGAAGUUAAUGGAAGCUUUUCUUUGGCUUUUUCAGUUGUGACCUGCCUUCCAACCUGCUCUGCAGUACAUAACCACCUAGACAAGCAACAUCCCUCUGGAGCCAGCAUAGGGCCCUUCUUGAGCAGAUACCACCAGACUCAGACACAGCCCCAAUUAUUAAGGUUUUAUUUGAUUUUAGAAUUCAAAUAUUUUUCAAAUGCUCAUUAGUUUUUGUAUACUAUGAAGCUGCAUUUUUGCCCUUAAAUACCCUUAUGGAUUAUGACUUGUACACACAUAUAUUGGUAGCAAAUGGGAUAAAAGCCAAGUUGUCUAUCAUGACAUUUCCUUUAACAUAUUAGUUUCUCUAGAGCAGUAUUCUCGCUACUAAAGUUAAUGUGUUUACUUUUUCCUUCUCACACUCUCAAUUAAAGGUGAGCUAAUUAUCCCAGCUGUUUUUGAUUAACAGAAAAUCUUAAAUUUAAACUGUUAAGGAACAGUUUGAUUUUUAUGGCACUCCUUAAGUAUGGGACACAUUUUGUUUUAGUGAAUUUCUUUCGAUAUCCUAGAUGACGGU
Messenger RNA from Rhinolophus ferrumequinum (greater horseshoe bat), 1459 nucleotides. It is a transcript of the gene MPZL2, whose product is annotated as myelin protein zero like 2. Lineage: Eukaryota; Metazoa; Chordata; Mammalia; Chiroptera; Rhinolophidae. Bases 206 to 853 code for a protein of 215 amino acids. Gene Ontology annotation, cellular component: membrane. The transcript has 6 exons. The record is from RefSeq and is a predicted model, not a curated record. Gene Ontology annotation, biological process: cell-cell adhesion.